AUGACGUCUUACAUUGCAAAGACAGCUGCCAGAAAACUUCUUGGUAAGAAGUUGCAAGAGAAGUUUGGUCAAGGGGACCCGUACUACGAAAAAGUUCCCGGCACAAAGCCAAAUGGAGAGCCCAGUGGGAAGCAGGUGAAGCAGAAGCGAGGCUUGCCUCCUGGCCUAUCCGACCACGAUGCCAAAGUUUUGAUGAGAGUAAGGAGAAGAGUCCACCAUUUGGACUGGUCUUUGUUCACGAUUUUCGGAGUCGGUUUUGGCUGGAGCACUGUAAUUGGCAUAAUUCCUGGAAUUGGAGAUGCCAUCGACGGAUUGAUGUCACUCUCAGUCUUCAGAAAAUGCUGCAAGGUUGAGGGCGGCCUUCCCGCCUCGGUCAAGCUGCAAAUGAUGGUCAACGUCGCCCUGGACUUCAUCAUAGGAUUGGUUCCUGGCGCCGAGGCAAUCUACAGAGGCAAUACAAGAAAUGCACUUCUUCUCGAGGAUUUCCUGAGAGAGAGAGCCGAAAAAAGUCUGCGCAAGACAGGCCACAUGCCGGAUCGCCCUCCUACAGAUGCGAGCCAUCGCGACCGCAGAGGGAUGCACAGAGAACAGUCGGGCGCCAAUCGGAAUCAUCGCCAAUACCAAGACGGUAUCAGCACCCCAGAUGAGUCUCCGGAGGGACGGCGAUCUACUAGGAAACGAAACGACCGGCGAUAA
Molecule: messenger RNA, 696 nt
Organism: Pochonia chlamydosporia 170
Lineage: Eukaryota; Fungi; Ascomycota; Sordariomycetes; Hypocreales; Clavicipitaceae
Product: PH domain-containing protein
Exons: 3
Coding region: 1-696 (231 amino acids)
Source: RefSeq, a predicted model, not a curated record